Adineta steineri is the source of this 5319-nucleotide messenger RNA. The record is from the annotation of a GenBank genome assembly. Lineage: Eukaryota; Metazoa; Rotifera; Eurotatoria; Adinetida; Adinetidae.
AUGGAAGGUUGUCCUCGACUUCCUGCUAUAGGUUUCGAUCCUAAAGUAUCAAUUGAAUCGGUUAAUCUAUGUGAAAAAAUUCCUAGUUAUAUUACAUCAACUUAUCAAGAAGCUGGUGAUAAAUAUUCGAAUGAAUGUGAACAAAUGAAUCGUCUUCGUCAAAAUACAAUUAAUUCAUCAGCAGAUCAAUCUGGUAUUCAAUUACUUAAACGAUAUUAUUGUCAAUUACAAUUAUUACGAAAUCGUUUUCCAAUGCUACCUGAAACUGAAUGUGCUGUUCGAUUUACAUGGGAAGACGCUUAUCAAAAAGAAGAUAAUUCAUAUAGUGAUAUUCGAUUUGAAGAAGCAUGUAUUUUAUAUAAUCUUGGUGCAAUGUAUUCACGAUUAGGCGUUAAUGAAUCACGAAAAACACAUGAUAGUAUUAAAAAUGCUUGUACUUAUUUUCGUUGUGCUGCUGCAUGUUAUGAAAAAGUACGUGAUCAAUAUACGACCUAUACAUCGGAUAUGACACCUGAUCUAUUAACAUGUCAAAUUCAUAUUCUUUUGGCACAAGCACAUGAAGCCGUAUUGGAAAAAUCUUUACUUGAUCAACGUGCACCUUCAGUGAAUGCUCAUAUAGCUAUGCAAAUAUCGGAAUUUUAUCAAAUGGCACUUCUUAAUCUUACGAAACCAGGAAUUAAUUCAAUUAUAUCAAAAAAAUUUCGUGAAUGGCGUGUAUCAUUAACAUAUAAAUUAUCAUAUUAUUUAGCGAUUACAUAUUAUUUUUCUGGUUUAGUCGCAGAAGAAAAUAAGAAAUAUGGUCAAAGCGUAUGUUAUUAUGAAGCUGGUGUUGAACGACUUAAAGAAGCUUGGAAAAAUGCAGAAAAAAUUUCAUCAGAUAAAGCAAAUGUCUUUAAAGAUGCACAUACAUUUACUAAUGAUGUUGUUAUGGGAAAAUAUAAAGUUGCUAAACGAGAUAAUGAUAGUGUUUACUUUGAAAAAGUACCAGCAUUAUCAAGUCUACCAGCAGUUCAAGGUGCAAUUGUUGCUAAAUCACAACCAUUUGAUUGUCAUGAUCCUGAAGUUUGUGGAACGGAUAUUUUUCAAAAAUUAGUACCAUUGGAUGCACAUUUAGCUGCAUCAGAAUAUAGUGAAGAAAAAGCGAAACUUUUACGUGAAAUUAUUGAAUUAACGGAAAAUAAAAAUCGAGAACUUGAAACAUUUAUGCUAUGUUUACAAUUGGAUCGUGUUCCAUUAAAUAAUGAAUAUCUUCGUUUACCACGUGAAUUACUUGAUUGUUGUGCUGCUGUUGCAGCUCGUCCAAAUAUGUCCAAAGAUCUCGUCUCAGCUAUGCAACAACUUAAUAGUCAACAUCAUGAUGUGGCCGAACAAAUCGAUGAAUUUGAACAAUCUUUAAAGACUUUGGAAGAAACUAAUGAUUCUAUAAAAUCAACUAAAGAAUUCAAAGAUUUACAACCAAAUCUUAAAACUACUCGUGAUAUGAUGUUACAAGCUAAUGAAAGUAAUAUUGAAUUACAUCGACAUAUGACGACUAUUAUUGAACAUUUGAAAAUACUACAAUCACCACUUGAACAAUUAGAAAAAACUUUACCAGUUAUAACGGAACUUGAUGAUGAAACAAAUAAACCAAAAUUAGCUCGACUUGCAUUAUUAAAUGAAAAGAUUGAAACAAUGAAAAAACAACGUGAAAUGUUAGUCAAUGAUUUUCGUAAGAAAAUUCAUGAUGAUGAUAUAACAAAACUUGUACUUAUGCAACGACAAGAAAAUCAUAAACCUUUAUUUUCUGAUCAAGUUAAAAAACAUGAAGAACUUGUUAAUAUUAUCAAACAAAAUUGUGCAGCACAAGAUAAUAUUUUACAAUUAUUAACAGAAGCAAAUGCAGAUAUUGCGGAUGUACGAACAAAAGUUGGAACAACAUUUGAAACUCGUAAUCAAUUAAUUCAAGAAUAUAUUACUUCAUUUAAGUCAUUUGAAGAUACUUUAUCAAAAGCUCAUGAAGGCAUUGAAUUUUAUAAAAAACAAAGUGUGAAAUUAAUGAAAUUAAUCGAUCGUCUUACGACACUACAAUCUCAACAUCAACCACCAAUACCGGCAAGACCAUCGUUACACCGUCAAGUAUCAUCACCAAGAUCUUCACAUCAUAGUCCAUUACCUACUUGGUCUAAUCAAGAUAUUUCAGAACCUAAUUUACCAUCAGCUAUACCUGAUCGACCACGUCUUAAAGAUUAUUUGGCUGCAAUGAAACCUGAAAGAUGGGGUCCAAAUACAGGUCGAUCAUCGAAACGACCACCUACUAAUCGUGAAGAUAAUUUGUAUAUACCUCCACCAAUGUCAAAUAUAGGUGAUAAUAGUAAUUUUUACAGUAAUACACUACCACCAUCAUCAUCUCCUCAUUCCUAUUCGACUGGACCAACAUUAACGUCACAACCUACGUUUAAUCCACAUCAUUAUCAACCACAGUCACCAACACACUUUGAAAAGACACCAAUGCCAUAUGUUCCUUCACCUACGCAAACGCCAUCAUUUCCUCCACAACAUUCAGUAUCAUAUCAACAACCAAAAUAUAAUCAGCCAAUAUCAACUGAUACAAAUCCAAAUUUAUCUAGACAAAAUUUUAGUGAACAAUCACAAAUGACUUAUAAUCCUUCUCCUUCACAACAAUUUGCUCAACACCAACAAUUUUACUCUUCACAUCCGACUGUUCCAUUUCAACAAACAUUUCAUCAACCAUCGCCGCCACCACCACCACAGCAACAACAACAACAACCAGUUCACCAACUACCUCCAACUCAACAAAUGUUUCAUCAACCACCUGUAUCACAGCAAACAUUUCAUCAACCACCAGCACAGCAACUAGUUCAUCAACCAACUUCAGCUCAGCAAACAUAUCAUCAGCCAUCAUCAAAUCAGCAAACAUUUCACCAAUCAUCUCUACCACAACAGCCAGCUUAUCAGCCACCACAACAACCAGUUCAUCAGUUACCUCCAACUCAACAGUUUGCUUAUCAACCACCACCACCACCACAACAACAAUCGUUUCAUCCAUCACUUCAACAAACAUUUCAACAACCGAUAUAUAAUAAUGCGAUUCAGCAACCAGCUCAUUCUUCAUAUCCUCAACAAACAAAUCAUCAAUCAACAGUACAACCACCACAAACAAUGCCAUCUCAACAACCUGUAUAUCAGUCUACUUUACCACAACCAACCGUUUACCAGAAUCAAAAUUUAAAUGAUCCUAAUCGUCCUGCUCAACAAGUUUUGCCACAAACAAAAUUUGAUCCUUACCGUCCACAACCAGUGGGAGCUUAUGAUAUUCCAAAAUCACAAAAUAUACCAUUUACUUCGGCACCAUCACCAUCAGCAUUACCAUCAUCAUCCCAGCAACAACAGCAACAACAGCCGCAGCAACAACAACAUCAACAAAUGCAACAGCAACAUCAACAAAACCAACAACAACAAAUGCAACAUCAAAUGCAACAGCAACACCACCAACAACAAAUACAGCAGCAACAUCAACAACAUCAACUAAUGCAACAGCAACAACUACAACAACAAGUAAUUCCACCACCAACUACUCAUGUUAAUCCUCAGGAUGUUUAUCGUCCAGGUGGUUUACUCUCAACAAAUCCACCACAAGUUCCAUCUUCAUCAAUCAAUAAUAACAAUUAUGAAUCGAAUCAGUCUAUACAGCAUGCUCUUCCUCCUACGCUUGUCCCAUCUCCCGCUACUACAAAAUCAUCAACAAAUACAGUAUCAAAUCAGUCUUUUGUACCUAAAAUUGACGAUGAUUUAUUAUCAUUAGCUCUCGAACAGCAACUAGAAACAACUCUAUCAACACACAAUACAGAACCGAAUAGUCCUGAACCUCAGCCAAUUAGUCCAAUGGAUGAUGAAUUACAAAUAAAAAGUAAUGGUAAACCAAUAGCUUGUAUUCAACCAUUAUCAAUGAUUAUCGAAGAUAAACAAUCAAUUCAACCAUCUGUUACACCUGUGUCUAGUAUGAGUCCACCACAAGACUUAUACGAUGAUAAAGAUAAACUUGAACAAUUCGUAGCUGAUGUACAACGUUUUGAAAAACAUGUUAGUACAAUGACAAAAAAGAUUCUUAACGGUACAGUACCACUUGAAGUAGAAUGGAAAGAAUUAUCUGAUUUACAAGAAAAAGAGGUUCAUACACAAACAUGUGCAAUUGGUAAAUGUAAUUCGAAAUUAAAUCGUUUUCAAGAUUUAAUUCCUUAUGAUAAUUCACGUGUUCGUCUGACACAAACAAAUUCGAAUCAACAAAAACAUUUCAAUGAUUAUAUAAAUGCAACGUCUAUUGGAAGAAUUCGUGAUACUUCAUUUAUUAUUGCUCAAUAUCCAUUAUCAACAACUAUUGGAGAUUUUUGGUCAAUGAUUUAUGAUCAACAUGUAGCUAUUGUUGCAGUACUAUUAAGAUUGGAUGAAAUGCAAUCACUUAAUGUAUAUCCACAGAAAGUGGGAGAAGAACUUCGACUUUCAUCUUUUACAAUUACAUUACUUAGUACAAAGAGUCCAAAUCAAUUGACUAAUCAUAGAAUAUUACGUGUUCAUCAUUUACAAACAAAUCAAUCGAGAACUGUUAUAUGGCUUGAACAUCUUGGAUGGCCACCAAAAGAUAUGCCAGAUAAUCCAGUUGAAUUAUUAAAAUUUAUUCAAGAAGUAGAACAUUUUCUUAUUCAAUCACGAAAUCCACGAAGUACAAUUCUGGUUACUUGUUUAAAUGGUGUAUCUCGUACAGGCCCAUUUUUAUCGCUAUUUACAAGCAUUCAAGAUAUAGAUGAAGCUCGAUCAUUUCCUGAUUUAAAUAAAAUAAUUCGUUUACUUCGUACAAAACGUCGUCACAUAAUACAAGAUAUGAAUCAAUUGAAAUUUGUUUAUGAAAGUCUACUUCGUUAUGUUCAAGAACGUCUUGUUAAACGUGGAGUAUUAAAUGCUAGUUCAAUAAUACAUCAUCAAUCAACAAUUCCAACUUUAAAAUCUACAUCACCGAAUACAAAUACUGCUCUACUUGCAGAUGAAAUGCAAACAAUUAUGGAUAAAGCUAAACCAAUUAUACAGCCAACUCCAAAUUAUGAUGUAGGUCCAAUUCUUUCAUCAACUCCAACAUCAACCAUGAUCGAAGAAAAGCCAUCAAUAAAACAAUUAACUCCUAUUGAAGAAAACUUUAAUUUACGUCCAGAAGAAAGUCAUAUAAAACUUAAAACAACACGAGAUGAUUUCUUUCGAACAAAACCAUCGUCAGUUACAGAUUUAUCUGACCCAUUUAAUAAAUUAGAUCCAUUAUGGACAUUUCGUUAA